CGCACUGAGCUGGAUGAGUCUCGCGCGCUGCGUUUGCUUGGUGCAGCGAGCUGGGAAGAAGGUCUUGGGAGUUCGUCCCUUUGGUGCAACUAUGCCGGUAGAUUUGAGCGGCUGGGGAGGCUCAUUAAACCUCCCCGAGGUGGAAGACAAGCCGAUGCAACCUCUGCGGGUCCGCUACGGGACGGUGGAAAUCGAGGAGCUCGGUCAAGUGCUUACACCCACCCAGGUUAAGAAUCGGCCGACCCUGAUCGAGUGGGAGAAUUGCAGCCCGGAUAAAUUCUACACUUUGGCUCUUACAGAUCCUGAUGCACCCAGCAGGAAAACCCCCAAAUUCAGGGAGUGGCACCACUUUUUGGUGACCAACAUGAGAGGAAAUGAUAUCACAAGUGGGCAGGUUUUGUCUGACUAUGUUGGAUCUGGGCCUCCCAAAGGAACAGGCCUUCAUCGCUACGUCUGGCUGGUUUACGAGCAGCCCCAGCAGCUGAGUUGCAACGAGCCCAUCCUGAGCAACCGUUCGGGGGACAAACGUGGCAACUUCAAAAUAGCGACCUUCCGCAAGAAAUACAAGCUGGGUUCCCCCAUUGCGGGCACCUGCUACCAAGCCGAGUGGGACGAUUACGUGCCCAAACUCUACGAGCAGCUGUCUGGGAAAUAAAAUCGCCUCUGGUUUCGUGCCCUAGUUCCUCUUCCUUGGAAAUUCUCCCCUUAGAAUAAAUGGCCUGCUUUACUCCGGAUGCAUUACUGAAAACGCAUUCCCAUUGAAUCGGUAACAUGCAUUAAUCUACGUUAAUUCAUUAUAUAGCAGCCUUUAUGGCUUAUGCAACUGGAUUAUACGUUGCAUUGCUACUUUUGAGAAGUUUUGAUCCUGAGUAUAGAAAACACCCAUUUCCUAUAACAUCUUGAUAUUAUCUGAGCAAUUUAGCUGGUUGUGAAGGGGAAUUUCUCCUUCCUUGCCUAAAAAAAGGGGGGCACAAGUGCCAAAGAUUUGGUGUAGGACACGCCAAUCUGCGUUCCUAUAGAGUCAGUGGAAUGAUAACUGCAGUAUUUCUAGCGAGCAAUGGGAUUGUGCAGCUCAAUGCAUCUGGAAGGUCCCAGAGAAAUAGAGAAUAGAAUAGAAUAGAAUAAUUUUAUUUCUAUACCGCCCUUCUCCGGAAGGACUCAGGAUGGUGUACAGCCUAUUAAAAACACAAGACAACAUCAGUUAAAAUAGUUUAAAAUUAUUAAAUAAAUUCGGCUAAAUUUUAAAACUCCAGAAAUUUAAAACCCAAUUUAAAAUUGUUACAUUGAUAGCCCAGCCUGGCGGAACAACAGGGUCUUGAGUGCACAAUGAAAUACCUGGAGGUCGGAGAUCUUACGCACUUCAUAAAUUUAUGAAUAUCAUAAAUUUGGAAUAUAAUAAACAUCUCUUACCGUAAGUUUGAGACGGAGCAGGUUCACCGAGGUUUGCAACCAAAGCAUCCUGUAAAAUCUCUUCCUUCCAGUGAUUUUCCAUCAAAGAGGAAUUUGGCUACGGAUCCCACCCAACUCAACAGUUUGUUUAGAGAUUUUGGUUAUCUCGAUGAACUCUGCUGUUAACUGGAUAUUCUCAUGUUUGUUUUAGAAGGCCGGGAUGGUUCCAGUUGGAUUUCUCUCGUUUUACCGAUAACAUUUCUGGAUAUCGUUGUUGUUUUUCCCCUCCCCUCUAAAUUGCUGUUAAAUAGAGUACAUAGCCACCAUAUUUAGUUAUACUUAAUUCACUGAUAUCGUAGCUGCCCAUUGAGAAGCGAAAGUGUCUGCCUUUAUGGAUUUGCUUUGCUCUUGUUGAGAAGUUUUCCAUUAAAAAUGAGGGUUGCCUUCA
Pantherophis guttatus is the source of this 1837-nucleotide messenger RNA. It is a transcript of the gene PEBP1, whose product is annotated as phosphatidylethanolamine binding protein 1. Lineage: Eukaryota; Metazoa; Chordata; Lepidosauria; Squamata; Colubridae. The record is from RefSeq and is a predicted model, not a curated record. Gene Ontology annotation, biological process: negative regulation of MAPK cascade.